Vespula pensylvanica (western yellowjacket) is the source of this 2282-nucleotide messenger RNA. It is a transcript of the gene Ip6k, whose product is annotated as inositol hexakisphosphate kinase 1. The transcript has 7 exons. Bases 491 to 2101 code for a protein of 536 amino acids. Gene Ontology annotation, biological process: phosphatidylinositol phosphate biosynthetic process; inositol phosphate biosynthetic process. The record is from RefSeq and is a predicted model, not a curated record. Gene Ontology annotation, cellular component: nucleus; cytoplasm. Gene Ontology annotation, molecular function: inositol hexakisphosphate kinase activity. Lineage: Eukaryota; Metazoa; Arthropoda; Insecta; Hymenoptera; Vespidae.
GGUUUCUCUCUCUUCAGUAUGCCAUCCCCACCCACUUACAGCUGAUGCGAUCAGCGUACGUUACAAUCAUUGUUAAUAUUUUGUAAGAAAGAAACGACGAGGAAGGACCUGUUAAAUCUAAAGAAUAUAUCGUCCGAUAUAAUACUGUCUUAUAGAUUCUGAUUAAUAGAUAAAAAUAAAGAAAGUGUUCAUUAAAAUUGUAACAGUGAUUGUGACGUGGAAGUGAAAACUGUUUUUCUCAGACUGUACCACAUAGAACACAAGGGGAAUCGAGAACACAAACGGGAGAAGGAAAUUUCUUAUUGAAAUAAAAGUUCAUUUUUCUCGUUUAUCUCUCUCUCUCUCUCUCUCUCUUUCUUUCUUUAUCAUUCACUAUUUCUCUUUCUCUCUCUCUGUCUCUCUCUGUCUCUCUGCAAAAAUAAUAAAUAUAUUAUUCAAUAAAUAAAAGUGACUGAGAGAUUGGAUUGACAUCCUGUAAGAGUACGCGGGUAUGGUAUAUUUGACGGGUCUUUGGGGUAUGGGAGAGACUGAAUCACAGUGCCAUAGCACCAGCGCUUCGCCAGUCUCUUCCUCGUUUCAGGACCAUGACGAAGAAGUUGCGUUGCAUCCUCUCAAGAAUCAGGUUGGUGGACAUACAAGGCUGCUGCUUCUCAACCAGAGUACAAUUUGUAAACCAUUGAACUGCAGGGAACUUGACUUCUAUCAAAACAUUCCACAAGAUAUACAAAUGUUUGUCCCAAAAUUCAAAGGUGUAAUGCAGGCCUCCAGUAGCGGUGAAGUUACAUUAGAUAAACGGUACAGUCCAAGUUUUAGAGAACAAGAUAAUAAUCGUCAAGGAAAGGGUUCGACUAAGAGGAAACGCGAUGACGUACUCAGGAUGAGAAUACAUCGUAGAAACAGUACUAUCGAUAUAUUAAAACCAGAAAUGCAUUUGGACAGCGCAUCGAACAGACAGUAUUUCCUAUUAUUGGAGAAUAUUACUUCUCAAUAUAAACAUCCGUGUAUACUCGAUUUAAAAAUGGGGACCAGACAACAUGGCGAUGAUGCCAGCGCAGAAAAGCGAAGUAAACAAAUAGCAAAAUGUGCCGCCAGUACGUCGGCUUCUUUGGGAGUACGAUUAUGUGGAAUGCAGGUAUAUCAAGUUGAUACGGAUCAUUAUAUAAAAAGAGACAAAUAUUGGGGCAGAGAAUUAAACGAGGAAGGUUUUAAAGCUGCCUUAUAUCGAUUCUUUCACAAUGGCUUUUGUUUACGAACAUUGGUUAUCGAAAGGGUGAUAUCUCGAUUAGAACUAUUGCGACGUGCUAUCGAAAGGCAAAGUAGCUAUCGGUUCUACUCGUGUUCGUUGCUUAUAGUGUACGAAGGAUAUCAAAUAGAGGAAUUCACAACGCACAGACAUGCAACAUCCCUUAGAGUCGAAGAGGAAUCGAAUGACUUGAGUUUCAUGGAAAAUACACCUGGUGGUUCGGAUACGUGUUACGACGCAGAUACGAGCAAUAAUUCAACGGACUAUAAUCUUUUAGCGCAUGAGGAAGUAAGCCAAGCAGCAUUGCACCGUGGUUUUGGUGAGGCUGCUGCCAGGGGUGCUAAAAAUACAACAGCGUUUUAUCCGGUUAACGAGGAAACCGUUUUUAUGGAUCCACCACCAAGUUUGAUCAAUACAGUAGUUCAAUCUCCGUCAUAUGACAAUUGGAUGUUGUAUAGUAGUAGCAGCGGUGAAGAUUAUUGUUUUGGUCAGCACAUAGCCGCCAAUUCGGAGGACACCAGUUCUGACAUUGAUAUUAGAAGUGAAUGCGCAUUGAAACGUAACAGGCACAAACAUCGUUUGCGUUCUUACGACGACGUAGAACAGGAUCAAGAUGAGUUGAAGCCAAGCGGCAUUUCGAAAAGAUUCCGUGUAAAAACUGAACAAACAACGACCUCCGUGCAAGAUGCGAUGGUAGAUGUAAGAAUAAUAGACUUUGCCCAUACCACCUUUGGACGGAGCAGUUUAGCUUUGGCAUGUAAUUCAAGCUCGAUGAUACACCAAGGUCCCGACUGUGGUUUUCUUACCGGUUUGGAUAGCCUAAAACGAUUGUUAAUGGAGAUAUUGACUGAAGGUUAACUACCUUGUCUUCUCUGGAACGAUGACUAUUAUCGUGACUACUAUAUAAACAAAUAAAUAAAUAAAUAAGAAUAUAUAUAUGUGUGUGUAUAUAUGUAUAUAUAUACACAUAUGUAUGCAUGUAUGUAUGUAUGUAUGUGUAUCAGAGAGAAUACGAAAUCUCUUUUAUCAAUAAAAAAAA